Messenger RNA from Chelonia mydas (Green sea turtle), 5248 nucleotides. RefSeq names its product centrin-2. Gene Ontology annotation, cellular component: myosin II complex; centrosome; centriole. NCBI's taxonomy places the organism in Eukaryota, Metazoa, Chordata, Testudines, Cheloniidae. The transcript is spliced from 6 exons. Gene Ontology annotation, molecular function: calcium ion binding. The coding region runs from base 136 to 654 and encodes 172 amino acids. Gene Ontology annotation, biological process: nucleotide-excision repair; mitotic cell cycle; centriole replication. The record is from RefSeq and is a predicted model, not a curated record.
GCAUAAUGGCAAACAUGGUUGCUAUGGCAUCAAGGUAGAACUAUUGGCCUAUGGGGAAGGCUGCCGUUGAUACUGGGCCCGCCCCUUUUUUCUGUCCGGACCGGAAGCGCUGUUCCUGCAGCACCGGCCUGAGGGAUGGCUUCCAGCUUCAAGAAAUCUACAUUAGGGGCGGUAGCCCAGAAGAAGAAGACCGGUCCUAAACUUGAACUAACUGAAGACCAGAAGCAGGAGAUCCGAGAGGCUUUUGAUCUGUUUGAUACCGAUGGCACUGGGAACAUAGAUGUUAAGGAGCUAAAGGUGGCCAUGAGAGCACUAGGGUUUGAACCCAAAAAAGAAGAGAUCAAGAAAAUGAUAUCAGACAUUGAUAAGGAAGGAAUAGGAAAGAUCAGCUUCCAUGACUUUCUGGUGGUGAUGACUCAGAAGAUGGCUGAAAAAGAUUCCAAAGAGGAGAUUCUAAAAGCCUUCAAACUGUUUGAUGAUGAUGAAACUGGAAAAUCUCUUUCAAAAACCUUAAACGUGUGGCCAAGGAACUUGGGGGAAAAUCUCACAGAUGAGGAGCUACAGGAAAUGAUUGAUGAAGCAGAUCGAGAUGGAGAUGGGGAAGUGAAUGAGCAGGAAUUCCUGAGGAUCAUGAAGAAGACCAGUCUUUACUGAUAUGUUUGUUGUGGAUUUUCUUUUUAUACAGUUGGAAAUAUAUUUGGUGGACCCACAAAGGAAAAACAAAAACCACCCUGACUUGGAAUAAAACAAUCAUUUCUGCUAUUCUUGCUAUUGUAAGCCCUACCCAAAUCCAGCGAUGUGAAGUGGCAAAGGAGGGAAACACGUGAACUGUUACACCCCCAAGUGGUGGUAAUGAGGCAGAUGGGGACUCUAAGGAUUUCCCCGUAAAAAACUGUACUACUAGCCGCCCCCACCCCCCAUGGGAAUUGAGCAAUGUCGGUAUGUGGUGUAUGAAUUGGAGGGGGGAAUCCUAACCCAGUGAAGAAUACUAAAUGUAUCUGGAAAUAUUGCAUGGUAUUCUUUAGAAUAUGUCAUAAUAAAUGACAGUAGGAAACAAUCAUCUAGACAGGUGGUUUAUCACAAAGGGCCCAAAAAUAUAAUUCUCUGGCCUCCUGGGGUGUUUGGGUUAUGGGGUUCCACUGUUGGGGUGUGGUGUUACAAUGUGUAAUCAUAAUGGUACCUCCAUAGAGGACAAUCCUUAAGCUUGCAGUUAUGUACAUACCAGACUGGGCAAGAAGUCUCCCCUGCGACGCAGGGAAUAUAACAAUUUAACCGCUUUGCAGAAUGUAACCCUACAGGUAAUAUGGAUGCCAAGAUGGAAGGAUCCUGAUUUAAGCUGGCUGCAGCCUGGAGCUGAAAAUACUUCCUUAUGGGCGAACGUGUGGGAGCGGGUGCACCAAAAGCUCGUCAGUGUGUCCUUUCAGUCCAUUAUAUAAAUCGGUGGUACACGCCAAAGAAUGGUGGGUGGACAGGGUACACCCUAACUGCAGCACAUACAUAAAAGGGUUAAAGCAACAAUUUAACUGGUGGGUGAGGGUAUACACAUGGAAUUGUUGCUGCAGAAGAAAUCUAUGAGCAGUAGGAACCACAGGGUUAAGUGCAUGAAAUUUGGGUGUGGGGGGGAAAUGUGUAUGGGAAUGCAAAAUGCUCAACUAGUGGGGCACCUGGGUAAUAGUUGCAGUGGAACCUUGAAAUAAGACUGCAACUAAGGUGGUCCCCAUGAGCCCUAUGGAAAUAAUAAGAAAGGGAAGAGCUCACUGGGAACCACUAAAAAAAUCAAAUGAUGUAAAAUAAACAAUAAUUCAGUUAAGUAAUUAUUUGUCCAAAUAAAAUAUUUAAAUGUGCCCCUCUCCAAUGGCCAUAAAGAAGCAGGCCCAGUGCCCUGUGCCAGGAGUGAACAAUUGGGUGUAAUGUAUAUGGGAUAUGGAGUGUUCUGCUGGGAGUGUGCACAAUUCUGUAAUAGAACACUUGGGAGUACAAGUGCACCAGCAUCUGGCACAAUUACAUGCUGCCAUUGGAACUUUGGUGCAUGAAUGGAUCUGUGGAACUCAUUGCUGUGGACAAUUGAACCAAUGCAUUACCCAAUUCCAUACCAAGUUGUCAAGCUGGUUUGGACAGUGCCCCGUUUCUCUGUAAAUAUUCAUGAUAUGGACACAGUAGUGGCAGCUCCAGGCCAAGCAAUGCCAAAUGCAGGUCUUGGAAACCUGGGCCCUUCAAGGAAUGAAUGCCUUCCGACUAGCUACUGAACUGCUGAUUGAUUGUACUUGGACUGAUGUAGUCUGUGCCCUUUGGACAGGCCUAAUGGACCCUCAUUCACUUCUUAGUCAUAUUACUCACAUUAUAGGGGUGCUAUUCAUACUAACUGUAUUAUUAAUCAUAUUAAUGGGGUGCUUAAAAUUAUGUGCUGCCUUAGCCUCGCCCCAAAAUCCAUACUUGUAAAUUCAGUGGCUUAUGCCUUUUAUGGCCUGCCUUUGCUCUCUCUCCCUAGCAUGACUGGUGGACCAAGGUAUUGAGCUAAUCGGAGCCAGGGCUUCCAGCUCAAGUGCCCCGCCAUCCAAUGUGCGGGAAGGAGGGGCACCUGGGCCCUUUUUUGAAGAGAGUGGGGGAGUGUUGGGGUAUGUAAGGGUUAAUUAAAACCUGGGUAACCACUAGCAUUGUAUUGGGGAGGAAGGCAGGGGCAGGCACUGUCUCUUUGAUAGAUAAAGUGCUAUCCCUCUCCCUUCCCUUCUCCUUAAGGAGUGAUAAGCAUUGCAGGAAUGUGGGGAUCUAAAAAUACUGUUUAUGUAAAGCGGUGAUAGCUCUCCCUCCCUUCCUUUCCCAGCCACAUAAACGAGCUUGGGGUCAUGGCCCCUUCUUCCCUUCCCUGUGAUCAGCUGAUCAAGGGAAUUGGCUGCAAUUAUUACAAAGAAAUGUGUCUUUAAAGUAAAAACUAUCUGUAGAAUAUACUAAUGUUGUAAAUAGUAAUCAGGGGCUGAAAUAAUUAUAAUCAGUAUAUAGCUGUUAAUAUUUAUGGUAUGGACGUUCAUAUUACUAAAUAAGGGUUUUGGGGGUGUUGUAGAAAAUGUAGGUAUUUACAUACUAACUUAAAUAAAAGAAGUGUGCUGUAACUAAUUCAGUGCUUACUCGACAAUUGGGUCAAGGGGAACAAGUACCGCAAUAAAGAAGCCUGUCUACUCAAUUAGCCUCUGGGUCCCCCUGCUCAUUCUCUAACAACAUACUUACCUGAAGUGUACCACAAAGAAAAGGAAAACUUAAAACCAGCUUAAGACAAAGAAAAUCCCUGUUAUCUUUGAUUAACAUUGUGAUGAUGAGGCAAAAUCAAUACUGAAUGUACUGUUUGCACCAUUGGAAGAACCUGAUUGCCGUGGGAAUGUUAACUGUUUUUCUGGUGUUUUUAGAUAACUGUUAAUCACUCAAUUGUUUCACGGGCUGUAGUCAAAGCAGUAACGAGUACCAGAUUGAUUAUGAAAAUGUUGUAGUCAUUGAUACUGACAAUGCUAGUUACAUGAAAAAGGCAUUUGAUUUUGUGUUGUCUACACUGUUUCCAAAUUCUAUGCAUAUGUGCCAAACAGGUUAUAUUGUUAACUUAAUUGGUGAAUCAUUUAGAAUGCCUUUUCAGCUGGUUGAUACAUUUGUAAGAUGUUUCAGAAACAUGUUCUGUAACUCUGGAAGUAGGAAAGAAAGGUACUUCCUUUUCAUGAACCAGAAACUACAAGAGGAGUCUCCAGAUGCCAAAUUAUCCAUGCCUUCUAGCCCAGGUGGAACAAGCUGGAACAGCUGGUUCCAUGCUGUCCAGUAUCAUUCUUAGAACUUUCAGUUCUACAAAGAGUUCUUUAAUGAAGAGUGCAAUAGCAACUCCCCAAUUUCUGUGCAAACUAUUCAGAAAAUGCUGAAUGACCCAACUAAUUAUGCAUUGUUGAAAGUACAGAAAAUGUGAACAAAUUAUCAGUUUAAAUCUGGUAUUUGAGAGAAGGAAGCCUUGCACUGUUAAAGCAUUUGACAUUCUGGAAGAACUGCAGAUAUAUUUCAGUUCACAUCUAGAGCUCCAUUCAGAAAGCACCUCAGAGUUCUUCAAUUUUAGGGAGGCAGUAAACUUACCUCCUAUUAAAAGACUUCCCUGUCUAGCUCCUUUUAAAGAGGCAUUCCAUGAAGCUUCUGAAAAGCUUGACAAAUAUUUAUCAUUUGGACAACCAGAUCUAAAUUUUCUGAAGACUUGUAGGUUAUUUGAUCCUCAUCAUGUUUAUAUCCCUGUAAAUAUUUUCAAGCAAUACCUGUUUUUUCUGAGAUAUCUGAACAGGAGCUGAAACUGUACAGGGAAAAUAUUGUGCCUGAAGCUAGUCAAAGUCAACCUAUGUUUGUAGACUGCCAAGUGUUUUGGCUUUCAAUGACAGAGAGAAUUCCAAAUAUCUCCAAACUGGCCUUGAAUUGCAUAAAUGCUGUCUCAAACUCUGCAGAUGCAGAGAGAUUUUUCAGUGUAUUUUCAGGCACAAGGAAAUCACUAAGUGAGAAAAACUUGAAGGCUCUUUGUUUUCUGUACUAUAACUGAAUUAAAUGAAAAUACUAGAUUGCACUGAAAUGCAGGAUAAUGAUUAGCAAAACUGUGACUUUCAUGUGUGAAAGUCUAAGCAAUUUAAAAUGACAUUCUACUUUACUUUUAUUUGCUGUUGGUGUUCUGUAAUGUAAUCUAAAUGAAAAUCCAGGUUUACAAUUGGAGUGCAGGGUAUUGGUUACCAGGUAUUUGUAAUUUAACUUUCAUGUAUUUAGGAAAUGCUGAAUAGUUAUUGUGACUUUUUUCUGUAUUGUAGUUUUUUAAAAUUGUCAAAAUAUGCAGAAUUUUUAAUUUUUUGGAGCAGAAUUCCCCCGGAAGUAAAGAAGGCCUGCCUAAGCACCACACAAUGGGGCCUGCACAACACUAUGAUUCAGCAAAGCCCAUCAGGACAUGUCUGGGCAAGUGUAUUCUAGGUACAUGGACUAAGGAUAUAAAACAGGAGACUGUGGCAUCAUGUUUUGUCUUUCUCCUCCCCCAUCUACACUGUGAACAACAGGAAUGCUGUUCAUCUGAGGAGAGUGGUCCAGGCUUAAGGAGAAGCCUGUAUAUUAAGAACUGUAACAACCAGUGGGGUGAGAAAAAUAUGCUUAUCUUUUAUUUUCCUUGGUAACUAUUUCUGACCUCUUAUGCCUACCACUUUUAAUCCCCUAAAAUCUAUCUUUCAGUAGUUAAUAAAUCUGUUUUAUACUUUACAUAAAA